GCGGGGAUUCCGUGCUGCGCCUGAACGCACCAUGGCGGCCGCUCUCCCGCCGGCGGCUCCGCUGAACCCGCGGGCAGGAAGGGGUUAAGGAGGCUCUGAGCUCCGGAUCGAUGCCUCCUCUACACACGUCGCCAUGAACAAAUGAAUUCGCGGGGAAUUAAAUAUCAGUUUCACACAGGAGAACGAGUUCUUUGCUUUGAACCCGACCCCACCAAGGCGAAAGUGCUGUACGACGCCAAGGUCCUCGAUGUCUUGAUAAGUGCAGAUGAACAUGGAAGGCGAAUCCCAAAGUACCUGAUUCAUUUCAAUGGUUGGGCCAGAAGCUGGGAUCGUUGGGCUGCAGAAGAUCAUGUCCUAAGGGACACCGAGGAAACCCGUCAAUUACAACGUAAACUGGCUCGCAAAGCUCUAGGUCGCAUGAAGAGAAAGGGAUGGACGAAGAGGCGUCGUCGUCAGUCCGGCACUAAAUCCUCUCUGAAGACGCUCCCCAAAGAGGACGACAGCGAUGACGCUUGUUUGAUUUCAACCUCGGAGAGCAGCGAAGGGGACAACUCCGACCCUGAAUCCUCCAACAGCGGGGAGAGCACCUUCUCCGAGGACAUCAACAAAAUGAGGGUUGAGCCAGACAUCAGUGUGAAGAGGGAGUGUGAAGAGAAGAUCGUUCACGUGGACAUCAACAUCCCAGAUAUGUUGAAGAAGAAGCUGGAGGACGACUGCUUCUACAUCAACAAGAGGAAGAAGCUGGUCAUGGUCCCCUGUCAGACCAACGUGGUGCACAUCCUGGAGUCGUACGUCAAGCACUUUGCCAUCAACAAGGCGUUCAUGGCCAACGAGAGGUACCGGCGGCAGCAGAGCUCGGCUCAGAACAGCAGCCCGCAGCCCGUCCCGCCGGAGAAGAGUGAGGAGCUCUGCAAAGAAAUGGUGGAUGGCUUGAGAAUCACGUUCGACUUCACGUUACCCAUGAUCCUCCUGUACCCCUGCGAACAAGCCCAGUUCAAGAAGGUCAGCUCCUCCAGGCUCAUCCUGGCCGUGAAUGAAGUCUCCCCCUCCUCCAGCAACGUCCCCCGCGAGCGCAGCCCGAGCCCACCGGGGCACAACCCCCCCACCCCUCAGUCCACCGACAGCCAGCCGGCGCUGAGCGACAUAUCGGCCAUCACGCCCACCGCCCCGGCCCCCACCCCCAAGCGUCGCCGCCACCCCGACAUGGACUGCAUCUCCUACCAGUCGCAGUCGCUCCGACGCUCCACCAGGAACACGUCGGGGAGCGAGCGGCCGGCCGAAGGCAGCAGUGGAGGUGGGGGCAGCACUACAGCAUCACCGCAGCUCAAACGCCGCUCGGUUGACGCGUCAUCACAGCCCAAGUUCUUCCUCAGCCUCGACAGAAAAACCCCAGUCCACAGCGGCUCGUCUUCCCCGCUGCCCUUGACGCCGAGCAAAGAGCGGAGCGGGCCCUUCUACGGGCUGGAGAGCCGCAGAAACAACGAGCUUAAUGAGGUUCUGAGUUGGAAGCUGACUCCCGAUAACUACCCCCUGAAGGACCAGCCCCCCCCGCCCUCGUACCUGUAUGGAUCCCAGCACCUCCUACGGCUCUUUGUGAAGCUUCCCGAGAUCCUGGGGAAAAUGCAGAUACCUGAGAGGAAUCUCCGAGCCUUGAUCAAACACCUGGAGCUCUUUCUCAGGUUUCUGGCCGAGUUCCACGAGGACUUUUUCCCCGAGUCGGCCUACGUGUCGGCAUCAGAGGCCCACUACAGCAUGAAACAGCCCAGGCCGGUGUACUGAGGCUGAGCGGGCCUCUCCAUCCCUCUCCAUCCCUCUCCAUCCCUCUCCCGUCUCUCCUUUGACCUAAAUCCCCGCAGCUCGUCUGGAGCGGCGCUCAGAGGAAUAACUGCCAGCUUUUCCCUUUUUUUUUUUCCCAAAUCCAGCUGCGUUGUCUGUCCUUUCGCUUCUCCUCCUCGGAUUUUCUUGCUGUUGUGGACCCAGUUGCUCCCCGUCAUCCCGCUAACCUCGUCCCUGCUCUUAGUUCCUGCAUGUGCUGCUUGGCCUCAGAUUCCCGCUCCGGCUCCGGCUCCGGCGUGUGUCGGCUACCUUUUUACUAGGCCUUCAAAACACUGACUCUUCGGAGACAUGUGCUACUAACCCUCCUUGUUGUUGAGGUCGUGACCUGCUCACGCUUUUUUUGAAGACUGCUCUGACUGACCUCGUCCUUCUUCUGAGCCGCAGUUUGGGAAUAUUUUGGGAUAUUCAUCAAAAGGACGGGAACGCGGUCCAACUCGAUCUGUGUUGUUUGUUUUUUUUUUUAAGUGACUUCCUGCACUUCACGAGCAGCAGAAGGACUUCCCGUUCUGUGAGAAAUUCAGACUGUUCAACACAUUUCAGUCAUGAAUGUUCAAUAAAAGUUUGAAUCGGUGAGGUUCAUUCGGUGA
Molecule: messenger RNA, 2423 nt
Organism: Cololabis saira (Pacific saury)
Lineage: Eukaryota; Metazoa; Chordata; Actinopteri; Beloniformes; Belonidae
Product: male-specific lethal 3 homolog
Exons: 14
Coding region: 142-1779 (545 amino acids)
Biological process (GO): chromatin organization; regulation of DNA-templated transcription
Cellular component (GO): NuA4 histone acetyltransferase complex; MSL complex; nucleus
Source: RefSeq, a predicted model, not a curated record